AAAUAUGUCACAGACGUCUAAUCCGGAAAGUCUGGAGGGUCUCGCCGUUCCAAGUGAAUACUUUCCAAUACAACGAAGUGCUAGUCCCACACCACUACUCAGCCUAAAUCGCUUUCCACAAAAACAAGAGAAUAAACCAAGUCAUACAAUAACACACGGAGAAAAUUCCGUACUUUCUUUAGCUUGUUCUGACAGAUAUAUAUUUACCGGUUCUCAAGGUCCUCAUAUUCAGAUAUGGAAUUUGAUCACUUUUCAGCAAGAAGCUGUAUUAAAGGGACAUUUAGGAGGUGUUUUAUGUUUGACUCUUUCAAAUGAUCAAAAAAUGUUAUUUAGCUCAUCUGGCGACUGUACUGUUCGAGUGUGGGAUGUAGAUACAUUAAAAUGUCUCUAUGUUAUUCAAGUGUGCGAUGUUGGAGAUUUAUUUUCGGUAGUUUAUUGUGACGAAUUAGAUACAGUGUAUAUUGGUUGUCAGAACACAAGUAUUCUACGAUUCGAUUUAUCGACUAAAGAAAAUCAUCAAACACAUAACUUUCCGUAUUCAUGCAACUAUUCUAAAUUCUUUGAUAAUAUCCCACCAACUACUAAUGCGUGUGAAAUAAUCAGUUCGGUCGAAGAAGAGGAAAUUGAUGCAAAAAUUUGUGCAGAACAAGAAAAUGUUUGUAGAUAUGAAGUUCACGAUUGUAUGAUUUAUAUGAAUAGUCAUGAUGGGUAUGUAUAUUCUUUAUUAUUGGGAGAAAAUAAAGAUGGAAGGAUUCUUUUAAGUGGAUCAGGGGAUGGUGACGUUAAGGUGUGGUCAAUCACAAAGAAUUCUAUGGAGCUUUUAAAAGUUCUUAAAGGAACAGAUGCUGGUAUCCUAACUCUUGCUAUACAAGAUGAGUUAUUAUUUUGUGGCGCACAAGGUGGUGAUAUUAAGAUUUAUGAUUUGGAAACUUAUCAUCAUAUCAGAUCUCUUAUGGCUCACGAUGAUGAUGUGUUAGCUUUAGCUGCAGGAGAUAACUGUUUAUUUUCUGGUUCAGCUGAUGGAACUAUCAAAAGAUGGAAUAAGACAUUUGAAAUAUUAAAUACUUAUAAGGAUCAUACUGGAAUUAUAUUGUCUUUAACUUUAUCACCAAAUAAAUCAUUGUUGAUUAGUGGUGCUAAUGAUCAAUUAAUCAAAUUUUGGGAUAUAAAUUUAACAGAUGAUAAUUGCCAAGAAGCAAUAAUUCCAGAAACCUCAGAUAUUAUGUUGUAUGCUCUUAAAAAGUGGAUUUUAUUACGUACAGUUAGCGGAAAACCAAAAUAUUUAGAAGAAUGUUUUAGAGGUGCAAAAUUUUUAAAGAAUGUAUUUAUACAAUUAGGAGCUGAAUCAGAAUUAAUUCCGAUAGCAACAGGUCAAAAUCCAUUAGUUUUUGGUAAAUUUAAUGGAAUUAGUGACUUUAAGCAACAACAUAAACAGUUAAAUAUUUUGGUUUAUGGACAUUAUGAUGUUAUUGAUGCUGAUAAAACAAAAUGGUUUACAAAUCCAUUUGAAAUGACUGCAAAGGAUGGAUAUUUAUAUGGCCGAGGCGUUACUGAUAAUAAAGGACCUAUGAUUGCGGCUAUAUGUGCAGUUAGUGAAUUACAACAAGAAAAGAAACUCAAAGCCAACGUAUCAUUUUUGAUUGAAGGGGAGGAAGAAAAUGGUAGUAUAGGAUUUGAUAAAACUGUGGAAAAAUUCAAGAAUUUGAUUGGUGAAGUAGACGUUAUUUUACUAAGUAAUUCUUAUUGGUUAGAUGAUGUGACUCCAUGCUUAACUUAUGGGCUCCGUGGUGUGAUUCUUGCAACAAUUGAGAUUUCUAGCGAAGAAUCAGAUUUACAUUCUGGUAUGCAAGGAGGAGCAGUAUCGCAACCUUUAAAUGAUAUGAUUCAAGUUCUUGCGAAACUCGUAUCAGAAGAUAAUUAUGUUUUAAUUCCAGGAUUUUAUAAUAACGUGAGACCUAUUACAUCUUAUGAAGAACAGUUAUAUGAACGUAUUUUAGAAUUAAAUCCUAGUAAAUCAAGCGAAACAAAAGAAAAAUUAAUGUCAAAAUGGAGAUACCCGUCAUUUACUAUACAUAAAAUUGAUGUUAGUGGGCCAAAAAAUGUUACAAUUAUACCACGUAAAGCUGAAGCUAGUGUUAGUAUGCGUAUUGUACCAGAUCAAGAUAUUGAUGAUAUUGUGAAAAGUUUUAAAGAAUUUGUUAAAGAAAUCUUUAGUGAAUUAAGAACUAAAAAUAAUUUACGCAUUGAAAUCAAUAAUAAGGCAGAUUGGUGGUUAGGAGAUCCUAAAAAUCAAUAUUUUAAAGCAGCAGAACAAGUGAUUAAACAGGAAUGGGGUGUUAAACCAUUGUAUAUAAGAGAAGGCGGUUCGAUACCAGCUAUAAAAUUAUUAGAAAGAAAUUUUAAUGCUGUAGCAAUACAUUUACCUAUGGGACAAUCUACUGAUCAAGCCCAUUUAAAUAAUGAAAGGAUACGUUUAAAAAAUUUACAAGCCGGUAAAAGAAUCUUUAAAAAUUUAAUUAGUAAGUUAAGUGAAAUUAAAAAAGAAAAAUGAAUUUUUUAUCACGU
Messenger RNA from Rhizophagus irregularis DAOM 181602=DAOM 197198, 2565 nucleotides. Lineage: Eukaryota; Fungi; Glomeromycota; Glomeromycetes; Glomerales; Glomeraceae. The record is from RefSeq and is a predicted model, not a curated record.